UCACGCAUACACCGUUCCACGCUGUACACUGUGUCGGCCGAAUCGUUUUCGCACGCAGUCUUGUUUACCACUUGUUGCUUCAGAAGUCACGUGCUCGUAACCCGUCUUCGCUGUCGUAAUCGAGACACGUUCGUAGGUGAGUGAUGUUUUGAUUAUUAUUAUAACUAUUAUGCUCGGGUCUGCUAUACACCUACCUUUGAACAUCGUCCCGUCGCGUUUUACUGUAAAAAUUAUUAGCACGCAGAGUAUUUUUGUAAUUUAAGGUGAUUCAAAUUGUUUUCGUUUUCGCAACGAAAUAUUAGAUAGAUUCAACAAUAUUCUUCUAUGAAAAUUUGUAAAUGCCAUUUAUAAACUUCGAAAAGUUGUAGAAACUUAACAAUUCGUCAUUAGUAAAUAUUUUGUUUCGAUAAUAAGCUAUCUUGGUUGGCGUUAAAACAAAUUUUUUAAAAAAAGGUAAUUGUACAUAUAGUUACAACGAAAUGCAUAUAUAAAAUAGAGGAAUCAUAGCGCAAGAUUAAUUAUUAUUAACUAUUAUUUGAAAAAUAUUUUUUUUAAAUAUUUGGUAGGACAAAAGUUAUUGCGUGUAUCGAAUCUUUGUGGAACAUCCUCUAUAACAUAAGUGCCGAUCAUUCAUUAUCACGAUUAAUUUUAAUUUUUAAAAACGUGCAUAAAUACCGUAGAACGUAGGUACGUUCUUCUAGUAACGUACUUUUUAACGUAUAUUCUUAUAUUAGCACUUUCUAGGCGUAGAUCAGUCCCUCAACAUAUUCUACCAAUUUUUUAGUUAUUUAAAACGUUCGAUUUUUUUUUAGUUUCUAUAUGGUUAAAUGCGGAUACAAUUUAAUACGAGUUCAUUAUAAGAUGUCUUAAUGAUCAAUAUAUGGUUUUACAAGUGGAACUAAUGCAGUUAUUAAAUUUUGUAAGGAUUUAAAGUUCAAAUUUUAAAAAAAUCGUAAAAUCGUGGCAUUUCAACAUUUUCAACUCAACUUUGCUCAGAAUGGUUUUUCGUUAACAAUGAUUUAUUGUUUCGGUAUAUACAAAUACGAAUUGAUAAAUUUGCCUACUUAACAUUAUGAAAUAGAGUUUGAUAAAUUACCCUUUAUAUCACUAUUCUAUAUAAUUUGUUUUAAGCGUCGAUUACUCGAACAUUUUUAUAAGAGUGUGUUUCCAUGAGAGUAGGAUUUUAUAUCUAUAAAAUAUCGUGAAAUUUUUCCUUCUGAAAUUGAAAUUUUAAGACCUUGACAAUUAAUCGAACGUGCCAUUAUUUUAACUAUGUACCUUUACAUUAUAUUAUAUGUAUUUGAAAAACAAAUAUUACACACAAGUUUUGCGUGGCUCUUUUGAAUAAUUUUGAAUAUUAUUAGUGUUAUUACAAUAUAAUAUGAUAAUAAUUAUAUAUGGAUAGGUAUCAACUGCACCCGUUUUGAUGUAUCGAUCAGUCUUAGAAAUUAAGUGUUUUGUAUUUUACAUUCCACGCGUUUUACAUUUUGACUGUGAUAUACCUGAUGAUGAAUUUUUAAUUCUUAACUGGUCGUAUAAUACACUUAUCAUAAUACUACAGGCGUUGCAUUUAUUUAUUUAUUUAUAUAUUUUUACAUUUAAUAUAUACGUCGUAUUAUGGUAAAAUAUUCACAUAGGCAAUAUAUAUUUUCUAUAACAAUAUUUAUUUAUUAUAUUGUACCAAUUUUCCGUUUUCCCAGUUUUCUCAUGUUUUUUUCCCGGUUUUUCCCAUUUAUUGGGAAAACUCUUGGGAAAAUCAAAAAAAGAUCUGCCCAAUGCACUUCCUCGAUCAGAUUUCCUUUUAUAAUAAACGCUACACUUGUAAAUCGAAUUCUGGUAAACAAGUUGUCCACAGAAAAAAAAAAUGCAAAUAUAAAAAAUAAACUUUGUAAAACCAUAAGUUCCUUCACUCCACCCAGAAUCUAGAAGUUCUACUCCGUCGGCUAUUAUUUUAUCUUAGGCCAUCGGUUUUCAUUUUAAUAUUAUUUUAUAUUAUCGCUUUAUCUAGUGUUUAAACUCUAAUUAACACGUGGUGUCUGUACAUUAUUAAAAUAUUAUAUUAUAACAAUCUGAUAGCGAAAAAAAUUGAUUUUAAUUGGAACGGAAUGGUAUUUUUUAAAUAUUAUUUUCCGAUAACUCAUAUAACAUAUAGGCGGGUAACGUUUGUGUUUUACUUCGGUUAUAUAAUAUAAUGUGUUUUUUUUAAAUGCUAAGCGCGGCGAGAGACUUAUUGAUUUUACUAUGAUAAUAACUAUGUUUUUUUUUUUGUGUGUCUGUGUGUAGCUUUUCGACCACAGAGCUUGAUAAAUGACAACAGUUAUUUUUUUUUUUUGCAUUUGGAUCUAAUACGUGCAUUAAUGAAGUUGUUGUUUGAUUUUCCAAUAGAUUUUCAUAAUAAUUGGGAAAAACCAGAAAUAAAUUAUCGGAGUGGACGAAUAUUUACGGUGCGCCGCGGCGUUGUCGAUUUCAUAAUUUUCAAUUUUUACAUAUUAUGUCUUUUACCAGAAAACUUGCUUUAAUCCAAAGGAUCUAUUUUAUUGAAUUUUUGAUCUAAUUAGUGGGUGAAUGAGUCGGUUUUAAUUUUCUUGGUGGUUUUUUUUUUUUUGAAAUGGGAAAACCUAUUAAAAUACGGUGGUAUAAUGGUUUUAAGAUCAAAUUUUGAUAAAAAUAAAUAUUACGGUCUUUCAAAUUAUGUAUAAGCGGACUUCGUUGUUCGUUAGGUAUACUUUAUCGUUGUUUACAGAUAUAAAAGAAAUGACUUAACGUAUUCUAUCUUUCCAAAAUACUAAUUUCUACUUACAGUGGUUCACUCAUUAGUGUUAAAUAUUUUUAGAUUCUGAGCGUAUGUUUAUUUUUGAUUAAUUUUUUCUGCGGACAACUUUUCUAUCAGCAUUUUGCUUCGAGUUUUAAGUAUAGUACUUUUUUUUUUAAAGGAAAUCUAACGACUGGUCAUUUUUUGGUUUUCCCAGGAGUUUUCCCAAUUAAUGGGAAAUUUUGGUUUUUAUUCACCUCAAAAUAUUUUUAGAGAUUUGAUGUUUGGACAGGAUAUUUGUAUUUGCAUUUUUUAGACGUGGUAAAAUUUUCAAAUUGUAAUCAUUUUUGAGCUAUUUAUAGAUAUUUUAAUUUUACAGGAUUUUUUACGUAAUUUUUGUUCGGUAGGUACUCUGUGGAUAAAAUUGUUAGACCAAACAGAAAUGCUCUCCUUAGCUCCCGUGGCCAUUCUACCACUAAUUAUUAUUUAUCUACUAAUAUUGGACAAUGAUCUAAAACUAAAUUUUAUAUGAUAUAAAAUAUAAAUUAGGGGAAGAUGUUGUAAGUACAAAUAUCGUACGCUAACAAUUGUAUUUUAGUAAAGAAAAAAAAAUAGAGAUGGCUGACGAUAAAAACCCACAGUGCCAACAGAAAAUUGAUCCACAUUUUGGGACCAAAGCCAUUCACGCCGGUCAAAACCCAGAUCAGUGGACGUUCAAAGACGUCGUGCCACCGAUCGCGUUGACCACCACCUACAAACAAUACGGUCCGAACGAUCAUGCCGUAAGUUUUAUGACAAACUCAAUAUUCUCGUAGUAGUGUUUUACAAAUAUUUUAAUAUUACGACAUUGUACAAUAAUUUACAGGGAUUCGAGUACACUAGAUGCGGAAAUCCUAUUAGAAAAGUGCUACAGGAAUGCAUUGCGUCCCUAGAAGACGCUAAACACUGUUUGACGUACGCGUCUGGACUGGCGGCCACCACCGCAACAAUCCAACUGCUGAAAGCCGGUGAUCACGUAGUAUGCGGCGAUGACAUGUACGGAGGCACGAACCGUUAUUUUCGAAAUAUCGCAUCAAAAUUCGGAUUAAAAUUCACCAUGAUUGACAUGACAGACCUGAAGAACGUGGAAAACGCAAUUUUGCCGGAAACCAAGGUAUGUCGCAGCCGAAUUAUAAAUUUUUAAAAUUCCCGUUUUAAAAAGGUACUUUAUGAAGGUGAGCCAAAUUGUUUGCUGUUUAAUACCUACAUUUAUACAGUAAACACAACCAAUAAAUGUAGGUCUAAUGUAUUACAUUUUUAAAUUUUUAUUUAACUUGUAUCAUACUACGGCUGAUAUUCUACAGUUACAUCAAGGUAAUAAAAUAAUGUUAUAUCAGCGUAUUGCCAAAAAUACCAUGAUCGAUUAAGAUAACGUCAAUUCAUCUGGAUAUACGUAUCUAUAUGGCUAUAUAUACCAAUACAAAAUACGGAAUAGAAUCUAGCAUAAAAUGUAACUAAUAUUUUAAGUUGACAGUCCCGAGCCUGUAAAAAUGAGAAUUGAAAUGUGCGUAAUUUACUAUCUUACUGCGAACAGUGGGAACUAAUUCGACCAGUUGUGGGUACAUCACACAUUUAAACAGGAACCAAUCCGGCUCACUUUCAUAAAAUACCUAGCUUUUUUAAUGGGAACCAAUUAUACCGAAUGUGAAUAAAUUCGGAUACACCCAAAAAUUAACCUCCAUAAUUUUCCAACUAUACAAAAUUCGGUACCAUAAACCAUACAAUUGAUCAACAUAGAUCGCUUCGAUCAGAAUCUAAAAAAAAAAAAUUAUAAUUGAAAAUCGCAUAAAAAAUACUAAAAUAAUAUGUUAAACAGGUACAUUCUUUGGCAAAGCACAAAUGAGUAUUGUAGUGUGUUGUAGACUAUUGUUAUUAUAUAGAAAAAAAAAUCAAUAAAAAAAAAAUUACAGAAAAAAAAAACAUUUUCUUUUGUUGUUAGAACACAAGUAUAUAUGGAUUCAAUCGAUUAUUGUUUAUCAAAUCACUUAUAUUGUGAGCACUGAAUACUAUAAUCGUUGUUUAAAAAAUCAUCCCAAUUCAAUAUCUAAAUUUCAAUUUCAAUUUUAUCAAAAUCUAAAAGUAUUUAUAAUAAUAAAAUUCUUUUUAAAAAUAGAUAAAAGUACCAUUCGAAGUGGUUUUAGAGCUGCUACUAUUGUAAAAUAUUUUGAUAAAUGAAAACAUUUUGGAGACGACCUCAUGAGCGUUCUACAAUAUUCUCUAAAUAAUCAGCUCGUAAUAUUGAAUAAUGGUACAAUAACUGUAGUUCGUACUAACUGCCAACUUUAUAUUUUCUUAAAUAAUCCUUGUGAAAUCGAUUUUAGACUACUUGCCAGUUUAUUUACCACAUAAAAUCAUCAUCGGUACUACGGCCUAUUAAAAACGACGACGACAGUACAUAAUAAUCAAUGCAUUUCCGGGGGGAUAAAUCGAUGUGAUAAUUCGUUUUUGAAAUACUUCGAAAUUAAUAAUAAACACGCGUUCUAGUAAUAUUAUUUGUUUACAGUGAUACUUGAUUUAUUUUUAUUUAAAAUAUUGUUUUCAAUUACAGUUGGUAUGGCUGGAGAGUCCUACGAAUCCGUUGAUGAGAGUAUCGGAUUUGAAGGCGAUCGCGACGUUCGCGCACAAGUUUCGGGAAGAUAUUCUAGUUGUGGUUGACAACACGUUCCAGACUGCUUACUUUCAAGUAAGCGUUUAAAAAUUAACAGAGUUUCGAAUGUCGUGAGAAACCCACAAACUGCCGUAUAAAUCUAUGCUGUUUUUCGAAAUACCGUUUCUGUCGAGUAUGGACUUGGAGAAAAACAAAUUGAAAAUUGAAAAAUUACUCUUCAUGAUAAUUUGACAGAAUAUAAUAUUAGUCAGAGUUAAAAAUUAAUACAUAUCAUCAAUACUUGACGAGUGAUUGAUUAAAUAGUUUAAUGGGCAAUUAACGAAAAAAUAUAUUUUUUUUGAAAAGACGUGUUUUUUUCGACGUUGAUUCUGAAAAUAUUUUAUUAACCGUUUAGUGAGCCGUCCCUUGCACCCGCAAUUGUUUAUUUCAUAUAUAUAUACAGCAUUUAAACAAACUAUUUACCUACGUAACUUCUAAAAUAAUAGUUGUCGAAAAAUGUUGAUUGCACCGGUAUCUUCAGUAUUAAAACCCCUACGUGUUUUCAAAAAAUUUUUUUAAAGUUAUUCGAAUUUUUUUUUUUAAUCAUAAUUAAAAAUCCUAUUAUAUUGGUUUCCGAAAAAAAUUUAAAUGCUUUUAAAACCAAUAUCAAAAAAAAAAAAGUUGGCCAGUAAAGUGGACUUGUUUCAAGAGCAAAAUAACAAGUAUCAUGUAUGUUUUUCAAAAAUCGAGGAGGGUUAAUAGUAAAAUUCCAGUGUGAUAAGAUAUUGGAAACGUUAUAGGUUACCUAACCUAACCUAACCUUGUUAGUAUAAGACAGCUUCCGAUUUUAAAUUCCCAAAAUAUGAUUUCAUAAGUGCAAUUUCCGCACACUUUUGCAGUAAAACUGAAUUACGUUUUUAAACUACAAUUUUCACUAAUAUAUUAUGUUUAAUGAAAUGUUUUUUUUAUAGAAACCUCUCCAGUUGGGCGCGGACAUCGUACUCUACUCGCUGAGUAAAUAUAUGAACGGUCAUUCGGACGUCAUAAUGGGCGCUCUUGUCAUAAACGAUACGCCGCUGUUCGACAGUCUCGCUUAUAUUCAGAAUUGUAAGUGCAUGUUAUUAUUUAUUUAAUUUAUUGGUGAAUAUCCUAUGAAUUUACUCAUUAGAUAAAUUUAUAUUUUACACAAAUUACUUAAAAUUAAAAUUACAAAUUAGGUAGAAAUGUUUUUAUAAAUGCAGUCUCAAGUUUAGAUAAUAGAUGAUCAACAUCAAAAUCAAAAUUAAUGUAAAUGUUACAUUCCUCAAGAAUACGAUACUUCUGGCUAUUUUGAAUAUAUCUUUUAUAGAAUUAAAUUUCUGAUAUAUAUAGGUUUAUUAAUCAUUUUUAAACAUUGGUUUCUUAAAUUUUAUACGGGCUAGAAAAGUAGAACAACGGGUCCUAAGAUUAACUUUACUAAAAAAAAGAUAUUGAAAUACUUUCGACGCAAACUUAACCUAACCUAACCUUGGCCAAAGAUUUUAAACCACAAUAAUUUGAAAUAACUUCAGAGUAUACCAGUUUUAUGACCCAAUAUUCUUGCAAACCUUUUUUGAAUUCUAUCAAGUUUGUUACUCAGCCCAAAUUGAUUAGGGUUCCAAAUUCAGGUGUAAAUCUGUUUAAUAACAUUUAAAGUUAUUAACUAUUCAUUAAACAACUCUCCACUUAAUCCAAUCCAGAGUUCUUAAAGUCUUACCAUAUAUUUCAUUAACAGGAGUAGGUACUAAAUAAUGGUAUUGAUGUAAGUAUAUUUAUAAUUAUUUACUACUAUCACUUAUAAAAUAUUCAAAGUUUUGGUGGGAUUUACGCCAGCAAAAAAAAAAUAUGUGCGCCUAUAAAUUCAAGACCGCCUUGGUUACACCAAUAAAAAAAUGUGCUUAUAAUUAUAACUUUUAAUUUUUAAUAUUUGUUUUCUUCAAUUAUGUGGCACACAGCGUGCGGUAUCAUGUCAUCACCGUUUGACUGUUACUUGGUCAACCGCGGUCUGAAAACUCUGCACGUCCGUAUGAAGGAACACAUGAGAAACGGAUUAGCCGUGGCCCGAUUCCUGGAGCAGCAUCCGCUCGUUGAGAGUGUCAUGCAUCCCGGCUUACCAUCGCAUCCCCAACAUGCCGUUGCUGUACGCCAGUGCAGUGGUUUCAGCGGUAUGUUGUCGUUCUACAUCAAAGGUGGUCUGGACGAGGCAACCAGAUUUUUGCAGGCUAUCCGGGUUUUCUGUUUGGCUGAGAGCCUCGGUGGUUUUGAAAGUCUAGCUGAUCACCCGUGAGUAUAUUAAUAAUAAUUCUAUGGCGUAUAAGUAAUUCAUACUAUUCUCCAAAAUCAGACAACUGCCAGAAGACUCCAAAUAACUGUUUAACUAGUUUUAAGUUCAAUAAUUAAAAAAAAAAAAUAGCUAAACUAAGUUAUGUAAUUAAUUUUAAAAAAUUAAUUAAUUUGAGUAACUCAUGUUAAGUUACAAGUUUUCAGAAAAAUUAUAACUUCAGUUAGGUAAUUUAAAAGUUGUUUUUUUAACUACACCAUAAAUGUAUUUUGUAUUGAAAUAUUUAUGGGUAUUCUAUAAGACUCAUGCUUUUGUAACUUUAUCCACGUAUAAUAAUUGCAAAAACAUAUGUACAGCUUUUAAUACAAAUAAAUGCAUAAACAACUUUUUAGAAAUAACUUAAAUUUUAACAAAAAAAAAAAAUUCAAGUUAGUAGCUAAAUUAUUUUCUAACAUUUUUUUUUUUUAUAACUAGCUAAUUUAUCAAACAAGUUAAUUUUUAACUUUUUAACGAAUUACUGUCUAGCAUUGCUUUUUCCUAUAAUACCAUUCUCACAAAAACCAUGGCAUAUACAGAAUGAUUUUUUUAUUAAAUAACACUCAUUAUUUCAAAAAGUAUUAACUUUUUUCAACAUUUUUUUUUUUGAAUACUUAAAAAAUAAAUAGUUUUAAAAUGUUAUGUGAUCAUUUUUUUUGUACCCCUUUUUUUUGGAAGUGAAAUGACUGCCUAUUUUUCAAUUUCAAAAGGUAACCUAUAUUGAGAAUGCUUCAAAUAGAUGGAGUAUUAUUUUAAAUAAAUGUUAUUGUUACCCUGCUUGCCGUACCGUCACACAAAUAAUACUCCACUACUCUCCUCCAACCUGAACUAAAAAGUGGAAUAUCUCGUUAAUGGGUGAACGGAAAUCAAAAAUUUCAACACCAAAAUUUAUUUUAAAUAAUACUUCACUAAUAAUAAUGUAUAAUGUUGGUUCAGUUUAGAGGGUGUAGUUCAUGAAUUUUAAAAAUUUCAUACAAAAUAUUUGUAAAAUAAAAUUAUAAAAUUUGCAUGAGUUAAACUGUAAUUUUAGACGGUUAAUUUUUUGGACUUAGUAGCAAACAGAACAAUAUACUGAGACUUAAUUUUUUUAUCUAGUUUUUGUUAGUCUAGAACACUUAUCAUGUGUUAUUUAAUGACUCCUCAAUUAUCUUAUCACUUAUUAUUUAUACUUCCCUAGUUUAAUAACGUAAAAUUAAAACAAAGUUUGUACCCUUGUAAGAAAAUAUAAUAUUUAUUAUGCACAAUAAUCUAAAACAAUAUAUUUUAUAAUACCUACUUAUAAUACUAAUAAUUUUUUUUUAAUACAUAUAAUGAUUUUAUGUAAAUUGCACUAUAGCAUUACGAAAAAAAACGAUUUCCGAGGAGGCACACAUAUCCCCAGUACCUCCCCCUGACAACGGCACUGGUAUCGAGGAUGCGAUAGAAAUUUGAGUUAUCCUGGGAAAGGUUAUGCUCAAUAUCUAAAUGACUAUUUCACACCAGCAGUAUUAAACAUUUUCUCCGUUAUACUGCAAGGGUGUCAAAAAUAUAAAAUACUAGUUAAAACUUUAAAACAAUUUCGAAGCCUAUUUACUUAUCAAUUUUAAUCAAAAACGGUUUUGUUUUAACUAUUUUGUGUUUUAUUUUUCAGAGCGUUAAUGACUCACGCUUCGGUUCCCCCUGAAGAACGAAAGGCUCUGAGGAUUAGUGAUAAUUUAAUUCGUCUGUCCGUGGGAAUAGAAUCCGAAGAAGAUUUGAUCGCCGAUCUCGACCAAGCAUUAAAGGCUUCGGUUCAAAAAUAAAAUAACUUGAUACUCUUAUUAUUAACUAAUAAUUAAUGUUAUACAUAUACAUUUUUUCUAAUUAUAAUCUCUAAUUGGUUAUAAUAUUCUUAUUCUUAUAAUAGUUAUUAUUAAUAAACAUUUAUGGAUCCAGUUGUAUUCGUUUUGUCUUUGGCGCCACUCGCUUCGAGUGCCUGGUUCAAAUCAUCAAUCAGGUCCUGGACGUAUUCUAAACCGAUUGACAAUCUCACUAGAUUUUCAUAGAUACCAAUAGAAUAUUUCUGUUCGUCAGUUAGCGAAGCAUGUGUCAUUUUAGUACUGUGAAACAACAACGAAAAAAAAUACAUGAG
Molecule: messenger RNA, 9823 nt
Organism: Cinara cedri
Lineage: Eukaryota; Metazoa; Arthropoda; Insecta; Hemiptera; Aphididae
Source: the annotation of a GenBank genome assembly